Molecule: messenger RNA, 522 nt
Organism: Enterobius vermicularis (human pinworm)
Lineage: Eukaryota; Metazoa; Nematoda; Chromadorea; Rhabditida; Oxyuridae
Source: the annotation of a GenBank genome assembly
AUGGCUCAAAAGGUUAACAGCAACAUUUUAUCCUAUUCAAAAGCAUCUUCGGACUACUCACAAGUUACGAAAAUGUCUAUUGGGUUUUAUGGCAUUCAGCUUAUGAUUCUUUUUGCUGCAACUGUCAGCUGUUUCAGCUUGGAUAAAAUACUACAUUACGACAGUCAUCCAAGCCCUGAAAGCAGUACAAGCAACUCGUUCAAACCAAAUUUUUGCCGAAUAGCAAUUGCUAUGUCAUCUGGGGAGAAUAUUUCAACCGAGAUUCAUCACCUGGGAGGAGAACUGGUGGACGGUUUUGGCUUCUGUGGAUCUUAUGUAGCAAAAGGUUACUUCAAACAGUCUGCUGGUUCAAUGAGAGGUCAGGAAGUAGUUGUGCUGUACACGUACGUUGAAAACGAUUACAAAGAAAGAUCAGUUGACAAUCUUCGAAGUGUUCUUCAGAAAGUUGUCAAGCUAAAGAAGUUUAGUUUACUAACACUUGAAAUUGAUGGAAAAUCUGAAAUAUUCUUCCCAAAGUUUUAG